Chelonoidis abingdonii (Abingdon island giant tortoise) is the source of this 298-nucleotide messenger RNA. The record is from RefSeq and is a predicted model, not a curated record. NCBI's taxonomy places the organism in Eukaryota, Metazoa, Chordata, Testudines, Testudinidae.
ACGCUCAGCUGGAACCACGCCGAGGACCGCGGUCCUGCCCCACGCCCGCCAUGAGCCUGCAAUGGACAGCCGUGGCCACCUUCCUCUACGCCGAGGUCUUCGCCGUGCUCCUGCUGUGCGUCCCCUUCAUCUCCGCGCCCAGAUGGCAGAAAAUCUUCCGGUCCCGCCUGGUGCGACUGGUGGUGACCUACGGGAACACGUUCUUCGUGGUGCUCAUCGUCAUCCUCGUGCUGCUGCUGCUGGGUGACGUGCGUGAAUCCAGAAAUACGAUGACGUGACGGAGAAGGUAUCUGCAGAA